Messenger RNA from Filobasidium floriforme, 1314 nucleotides. RefSeq lists its product as uncharacterized. The record is from RefSeq and is a predicted model, not a curated record. The coding region runs from base 105 to 974 and encodes 289 amino acids. The transcript is spliced from 6 exons. NCBI's taxonomy places the organism in Eukaryota, Fungi, Basidiomycota, Tremellomycetes, Filobasidiales, Filobasidiaceae. Gene Ontology annotation, biological process: Golgi calcium ion transport; manganese ion transmembrane transport; calcium ion transmembrane transport. Gene Ontology annotation, molecular function: manganese ion transmembrane transporter activity; calcium ion transmembrane transporter activity. Gene Ontology annotation, cellular component: fungal-type vacuole membrane; Golgi apparatus.
ACCUACAGCAUCACCUCACUGGGACUCUAUCUUCACCCGGUGGUGGUCGUCACUCUGGUAGUAACACAAAAACUAGAAGAAAGAAGAACGGACGGCCUCUCAAGAUGGAAACCGUAACACCGAGCGAUACGCCAUUCCAGGCACUCAUGCAGUCUUUCACCUUGAUCCUCGUCUCCGAGAUCGGCGACAAGACCUUCCUCAUCGCCGCCAUCAUGGCUACGAGACAUCCACGGUUGACAGUCUUCUCUGGAGCGUUUGCGAGCUUGUUGGUAAUGAGCGUGUUGAGCGCUGCGAUGGGCAAGGUCAUCUUGGGGUUGAUCCCAGCAAGAUAUACCCAAUUCGUCGCCGCCUUCCUCUUCCUCGUAUUCGGCAUCCGAAUGAUCCAAGAAGGCCUGUCUAUCCCUGCGGGCAACUCCCACAUUCAAGAAGAAAUGCGUGAAGUGGAAGACGAGCUCGAAGAAGAAGAAGGCAUGAUGGAUUUCCACGGACGACGAGAAGCUUUAGAGAUGGAAGAAGGAUCUCAUUCUUCCUCGUCUGCGCCAAAAAAGGGACCUACGAUCCACACUCACCCUCUCUCCGGACCUCGGAGAUCGAAAACUCCUUCUUCAUCGCCGAAAACGUUGAAAGAGAGGAUCACGGCGGCAGAUUUGAAGAACCGGACGAGGAACUUUUGUUCCCUCUUCUUCUCGCCCGUUUUCGCUCAGGCUUUCAUUCUCACGUUUUUGGGUGAAUGGGGGGAUCGGAGUCAGAUUGCAACGAUCGCUUUGGCUGGAGCGAACAGCGUGUCGAUCGUCGCGUUCGGUACGAUCGUAGGGCAUGCAGUGUGUACCGCAGGGGCCGUCAUCGGGGGUCGUCUUCUCUCUACCAGGAUCAGCGUUCGACAUAUCACCUUGAUCGGAGCAGCGGCGUUCUUGUUCUUCGCCGGGGUCUACUUUUACGAGGGGUGGUACGGAGAUUCAGGGAUCGUCGCUUGAUCUAGCCCAUCUCUCUUUCCCUUCCUCCCGCGAUCACGACACGACGAAGGGCGAGGCUAUGGUCGGCGCGAGGCAAGGUAGACAGAUAGAUGGGAGGGCGUGCAUGUAUCUCAUGACCCAAAGCAUUUUCAGCAUUCAACAUCAUUUAGGCCGAGAUGUUGCACACGAUCUCUGAACUUGAAGGCUGGGUAGACGUAACGUAACCCAUCAUCAUUUUGAUCGUGCAGAAAGGGCGCAGAGUCUCGGCUCUAACCCGAAUUGCAUCUGAUCACGGGGUGAUUCAGCUUAUCAGAUUGUAUAUAUAUCUAGGUACUUAACAAUCGAUGUUCCUACCUGCACC